AUGUUGGAGGCCCAGUCGGACGGUUUGGGCAGCAGCAGCGGCGACCAGAGGUAUGUGCACGGCACGCGGAGCCGGUUGAACUGCGAGAGCCACCACGCGGGCGAGAAGUCCUCGAGGCCCAUGCCGCGGCGGGUGGCGUUGACCACGGGCUUCAUGGCUUGGAGGAAUCUUGAAGAACCCACCCCUGAAGAUGAAAAGAAGAUGAAAGAAAUCAAGACUCACAACAAAUCCUGCACCCACCAACUCGCCCUCCUCACAAUCCCUCCAUUCCCAACCGCCCACCCCGCCUGGCUAUGCGGCACCUCCCUCGAGUACAUCCUCGGGUUCAUCCCAAACAAGUGCAACGGCACACCCAUCCUCGCCGCCGCCGACGUCUGCACGAAAACCUGCAUCGUCGAGACAACCAAAUCAGCCACAAACCCUCCCGCCUCGCUCCCUUCCUCUUCCACCACAUCCUCCACCCCAUCCCUCUUCUCCCCAGGCAUCGUCCCCUCAUACCCGCCAUCAACACAAGCCCCCCACCACCGCGCCCCCAUCUCCCCAAACUCCCGCUCAAUCUCCGGCACCUCCCUCUUCAGCUCCUCCCGCGGGAGCAGCCGCCGCGCCAUCAUCCGCUUGAUAUCGCACCGCGCCCCGGCGCUGUAG
Molecule: messenger RNA, 645 nt
Organism: Colletotrichum chrysophilum
Lineage: Eukaryota; Fungi; Ascomycota; Sordariomycetes; Glomerellales; Glomerellaceae
Exons: 2
Coding region: 1-645 (214 amino acids)
Source: RefSeq, a predicted model, not a curated record